CAGAAGGCGGCGCGUGCGGUUGGGAACGCGGAGCGGACGGAGUCGAUUCAACGGGGUUCCGGGCUGGGCUAUGGAGCAGGUAAAUGAGCUAAAAGAGAAGGGCAAUAAGGCCCUGAGUGCGGGCAACAUUGAUGACGCGCUACAGUGCUACUCUGAGGCCAUUAAGUUAGAUCCCCAGAACCACGUGCUCUACAGCAACCGCUCAGCGGCCUAUGCCAAGAAGGGUGACUACCAGAAGGCUUACGAGGAUGGCUGCAAAACUGUAGACUUGAAGCCUGACUGGGCCAAGGGCUAUUCGCGGAAAGCAGCAGCUCUUGAGUUCUUAAACCGAUUUGAAGAAGCCAAGCGAACCUACGAAGAGGGUUUAAAACAUGAAGCAAAUAAUCCUCAGCUCAAAGAGGGCUUACAGAAUAUGGAGGCCCGGUUGGCAGAGCGGAAAUUCAUGAACCCUUUCAACAUGCCCAAUCUGUACCAGAAGUUGGAGAGUGAUCCCAGGACAAGGACGCUGCUCGCUGAUCCUACCUACCGGGAACUGAUAGAGCAACUACGAAACAAGCCAUCCGACCUGGGCACGAAACUGCAAGAUCCCCGGAUCAUGACUACUCUCAGUGUCCUGCUGGGGGUCGAUCUGGGCAGUAUGGAUGAGGAGGAGGAAGCUGGAACACCUCCCCCACCUCCUCCUCCCAAGAAGGACACGAAGCCAGAGCCAAUGGAAGAAGAUCUUCCAGAGAAUAAGAAGCAGGCGCUGAAAGAGAAGGAGUUGGGGAAUGAGGCUUACAAGAAGAAAGACUUUGACACAGCCUUGAAGCACUACGACAGAGCCAAGGACCUGGACCCCACCAACAUGACUUACAUGACCAAUCAAGCAGCCGUGUACUUCGAGAAGGGCGACUACAGUAAAUGCCGGGAGCUUUGUGAGAAGGCCAUCGAAGUGGGGCGAGAAAACCGAGAAGACUAUCGACAGAUUGCCAAAGCUUACGCUCGAAUUGGUAACUCCCACUUCAAAGAAGAAAAGUACAAGGAUGCCAUCCAUUUCUAUAACAAGUCUUUGGCAGAGCACCGAACCCCAGAUGUGCUCAAGAAAUGCCAACAGGCGGAGAAAAUUCUGAAGGAACAAGAGCGGCUGGCUUAUAUAAACCCUGACUUGGCGUUGGAGGAGAAGAACAAAGGCAAUGAAUGUUUUCAGAAAGGGGACUAUCCCCAGGCCAUGAAGCAUUAUACAGAAGCCAUCAAACGGAAUCCAAAAGAUGCCAAAUUGUACAGCAAUCGCGCUGCCUGUUACACCAAACUCCUGGAGUUUCAGCUGGCGCUCAAGGACUGUGAGGAAUGUAUCCAGCUAGAGCCCACCUUCAUCAAGGGCUACACCCGGAAAGCGGCCGCCUUGGAGGCGAUGAAGGACUACACGAAAGCCAUGGACGUCUACCAGAAGGCCUUAGAUCUGGACUCCAGCUGUAAGGUGGGGCUGCUCUUGGCCGCCAGGGGGCUCUCCCGUGCCUCCAUUUCUCCUUUGGGUCUUCUCGGUGUUGGUUUGCUGCUGCUUCCUUCUUGCCUGUUUCUCCGUCUGUCUGUCUCCCCCGUUCUCAGUUCCCUUUGUUACCUUGGCCCUGCUGAAGCAGCGAACUGGUACAGUGCUCAUGCGCCCCUUUCUGGCUUUGCUGGGAGGCAGGAGGCAGCGGAUGGUUACCAGCGCUGUAUGAUGGCCCAGUACAACCGCCAUGACAGCCCCGAAGACGUGAAGCGACGGGCCAUGGCCGACCCUGAGGUGCAGCAGAUAAUGAGUGACCCGGCCAUGCGGCUCAUCCUGGAGCAGAUGCAGAAGGACCCCCAGGCGCUCAGCGAACACUUAAAGAAUCCUGUAAUAGCACAGAAGAUCCAGAAGCUGAUGGAUGUGGGUCUGAUUGCAAUUCGGUGAUGACUUGCUCAUCAUCCCCUUCCCUUUGCCCUCAUGUGGAAAGAGGAGCUGGGACCGCAGCUAGCAGCGCGGAGCAGAGGGGAGAGCAGGGGAAAGUGAACAACUUCUCUCUAUAUAUUUAUAUAGACCUAUGUGGAAGAUACAGAGACUUGUAUUCACGUUACUCGCACCGCCGCUGCCUCUGGGCCCUCCCAGCACACGCAUGGUCUCUUCCGCUGUCCUCGGGUUCCCUGUUCCCUUCCCCACCCUCAGUCGCCGUCUCAGCUGCUCUCCCAUAGUUGGUUAAUUUUUAUUUGGGGCAGUGGGCAUGUGUGGGGAGGGGAGGCUCUUCUCCCCCAACCUCCGGGCCAGCUGUCUUCACAUUGUUAACUCCACGUGCCCUUCUCCAAUAAAACAAGCCAGUCGGGCGUGGUUAUA
This is a messenger RNA of Neomonachus schauinslandi (Hawaiian monk seal), 2329 nucleotides long. RefSeq names its product stress induced phosphoprotein 1 (gene STIP1). The transcript is spliced from 13 exons. The record is from RefSeq and is a predicted model, not a curated record. Bases 71 to 1912 code for a protein of 613 amino acids. NCBI's taxonomy places the organism in Eukaryota, Metazoa, Chordata, Mammalia, Carnivora, Phocidae. Gene Ontology annotation, molecular function: Hsp90 protein binding.